AUCGCAAGGAAGCAAUAUGCCAGACCCCAAAACCUCAGACAGUGAAAGAACUAAGAACCUUUUUAGGCAUGACAAGGUGGUGCAGACUGUGGAUUUAUAACUAUGGGUUGCUUGUUAAACCUCUGUAUGCCUUGAUCACGGAAGGGAGCAGAGAUCUUCAGUGGACAAAAGAUGCAACCCGAGCCUUCAACCAACUAAAGAAAGCCCUUAUGUCAGCUCCAGCCCUAGGACUUCCAAACGUGAGUAAACCAUUUUUCCUGUUUUCUCAUGAGAAGCAGGGGAUUGCCUUGGGAAUAUUAGCACAGAACUUAGGCCCGUGCUGGAGGGCAGUGGCCUAUCUUUCCAAGCAACUGGACACAGCAGCUAAAGGAUGGCCAGGGUGCCUCAGAGCAGUUGCAGCAGUAGCAAUAAACAUCCAAGAAGCACGCAAAUUCACCCUAGGCCAGAAGAUGACUGUGCUAGUAUCUCACACAAUGUCUGCAGUCCUUGAGGCAAAAGGGGGACAUUGGCUCUCCCCACAGAGAUUUCUGAAGUACCAAGCCAUACUGGUAGAACAAGAUGAUGUUGAAAUUGUGGUAACUAACAUUGUGAACCCAGCUUCCUUCCUCAGCGGGAGCAUGGGAGAACCAGUGAUCGAUGAGUGCCUGGAGACCAUUGAAGCCACAUACUCGAGCCGCCCAGAUCUGAAGGACACCCCGCUUGAGGAUGCUGACACCUGGUUUACUGAUGGAAGCAGCUAUGUCGUCAGUGGAAGAAGGCACGCUGGGUAUGCAGUUACCACAAGCAGAGAGGUAAUAGAGUCUGGGCCAUUACCAACUAAUACAUCUGCACAGAAGGCUGAAAUAAUUGCCUUAAUCCGAGCCCUAGAGCUGGCAAAAGGAAAAGAGAUCAACAUCUACACGGACUCAAGGUAUGCAUUUGGAGUGGUUCAUGCUCACGGAGCCAUCUGGAAGGAAAGAGGACUGCUGAAUUCACAAGGCAAGAGUAUUAAACACGCACAAGAGAUACUGAGGCUAUUAGAUGCCAUACAACUACCUGAGAGAGUAGCCGUAAUGCACAUAAAGGCACACCAAAAAGUGAGCUCUGAAUUGGAAGAAGGGAAUAUGCUGGCGGACAGAGAGGCAAAAGAAGCAGCAAAAGGUGAGGUACCUGAUAAGGCUGUUGAGGCAGCAUUGAUUCCAGAUGGAAAAGUUUCUAUUGAAGUCUUUUGCAGAAAAAACCUUAGAACCACAGUGGGAAGGACCAUUCCAGGUGCUCCUCACUACCUUCACUGCAAUCAAGAUCCAAGAACAGAAGGCCUGGAUCCAUCACUCCCGAGUGAAGAAAGCCCCAGAAGGAAUUUGGAAAGCCACACCAGGCGAUAACGAACUGAAGCUGAAGCUCACUCGGAACAACGAAUAAAUGGACUAAGAGUUAUUUUGGACAUUAUGUGGAAAGUUGUAACUAUUGUAGUAAUUACCUUAACCAUAACAGGAGUCAACGCAAUACCACAAAGGUAUAAUGUGACUGGGAUAUACCAGGGCCAAGGAAGAGCCUAUGAUCCUUACUCUCGUAAGGCUUUAAACAAGAUACUAAAAGUCACAAAUGCAAGCUAGUGGGAGGGAAGAAAACUAUACACGAUGCCUCAGUGGACUUAAUACACCCAAUAGUCCCCUUAGGAUUAAACCAUGAGGGAACUGUAUUGUACCCUUCUGAACACAGAAUGUGAGCCCAAGAAAUUAAAGGAAAGCGGCAAACUAUUAAUCUAGAGCCCUGUACUGUGAGGAGACAAUUAGGAUACAUAUGUGAAGGGACAUUAGAGGGUGAAUGAAUUUGACUUAGUUGCUCAAAUUACUAUACACCAUGACACAGAGACCAUCAAAGGCGUUUUUAAAAGGCUUGAGGAACAUUUGUCUCAUCAUUGGUGGGAUGUGCUUUUUGGGUGGUCACCAACAGCAACCGGAAUAUUGAAUACCUUAAUCCACCCUAUAGUUGUGUUGCUUAUUUUGGUCAGCAUAAGUUUAGUGUUAUCCAUUGUAAUACUUGUUUGGAACUGGAGGAUGCUACGACGAGUGGCAGCUUUAACAUCACUGUCAAAGGCGUAUGGCUUAGUCUUGAGAGACACUAGCUGUACAGCUUGGAUAGAUGAGGAAGACUCUGUAUACUGAGUAAAAGAAUUUACUCAUUUCAAAGAAGAAGUGGGGAAUGAGACGUUAAUUUUGAGGAACUAAGGAUUUUUUAGGAAAGUUAAGAUAAUAAGUUGCUGAACUAGCUGAAGUAGAUAGGCAAUCUUUGUUCGCAGUUAACAGAAGCCGGAUCUUAGAUAAGCUACCCCGGAUCUUGUAACUCAUUUCUUGUCAGGUUUAUGUUUAUGUAGUUGUCCUUGUCAUGAAAAACAGAAUGUGGUAAAUAAGACAUAAGAUAGCUGCAGAUUUCCUGCUUAAAGGACCCAUUGAACACAGGAAACUGUAAGUUCUACCAAGGAAUCAUUUGUCACGAAUGCAUUGAAAAGGUAGAAAGGUCAAGACGAGGAAGACUCAUCUUACUUCCUCAUUUUAGGUGACCCCUCCCCAAAAUAGACCCCCGACUCAUUUUAAGAAACAAAGUACGCAUGCUUAAUAGCCUUUUUGCCAAUUAGCAUACGA
Messenger RNA from Hirundo rustica (Barn swallow), 2624 nucleotides. RefSeq lists its product as uncharacterized. The coding region runs from base 69 to 1364 and encodes 431 amino acids. Gene Ontology annotation, molecular function: nucleic acid binding; RNA-DNA hybrid ribonuclease activity. Lineage: Eukaryota; Metazoa; Chordata; Aves; Passeriformes; Hirundinidae. The record is from RefSeq and is a predicted model, not a curated record. The transcript is spliced from 2 exons.